Molecule: messenger RNA, 1537 nt
Organism: Teleopsis dalmanni
Lineage: Eukaryota; Metazoa; Arthropoda; Insecta; Diptera; Diopsidae
Gene: Hibch
Product: 3-hydroxyisobutyryl-CoA hydrolase, mitochondrial
Exons: 3
Coding region: 138-1289 (383 amino acids)
Biological process (GO): L-valine catabolic process
Cellular component (GO): mitochondrion
Molecular function (GO): 3-hydroxyisobutyryl-CoA hydrolase activity
Source: RefSeq, a predicted model, not a curated record
ACAUACAAAAUCUGAAAAAGCUACGGCAAAGCUCAAAAGCAGAAAGUGGAGCAGAGCAGUAGGCAAGAACAGUUCUUGUGUUGCGCAACUGGGUGUUUUGUGUGUGAAGCGAGCAUUAAUCAAAAAAAGUAGCCGACAUGUCGACAAUACACAGAAUAGUUUACGCGUUUGGACAUCGUACCCUACCCGCCGUGGCAGCUAAUAAAAUUCAAACGAAUCCAUUAAUACGCAAAAUGUCAGCAGCGUCAUCGACUUCGACAUCUGCCGUUUUAGCCACUGAAUCCUUUUCGAAAGGUUUAAUAAUAAUAAAUCGACCAAAAGCUUUAAAUGCAAUUAACUUAGAAAUGGUGCGUAAAAUCUAUAAACACUUGAGAAAGUGUGAGACCUCGAAAUCGUUGGUCAUUAUCAAGGGCACGGGUGAUAAGAGCUUUUGUGCCGGCGGUGAUGUACGUGCAAUAGUCGAACAAGGUCCAACGGAAGAAUCGAAGAGCUUUUUCCGUGAGGAAUAUACAACGAAUGCACUUAUUGGCAAUUAUAAAAUUCCUUAUAUUGCACUUAUCGAUGGUAUUGUGAUGGGCGGUGGUGUUGGUCUUUCAGUUCAUGGUAAAUAUCGUGUUGCAACGGAACGUACACUUUUUGCUAUGCCCGAAACAGCUAUUGGACUAUUUCCUGAUGUUGGUGGUUCUCAUUUUCUACCACGACUUGAAGGUAAAUUAGGUCUUUAUUUAGGUCUUACUGGACAACGUUUGAAGGGUGAUGAUGUACUGAAAGCUGGCGUUGCUACACAUUAUUGUGAAAGUGCCAAAUUAAGUAAAUUAGAACAAGAUUUAUUAAAUUGCGGUGAUUCUGAAGAAGUGCCUGAUAUAUUACAAAAAUAUCACAAACCAACAGCAAAAGAUUUUUUACUUAAACCACAUCUAGAACAAAUUAAUAAAUGCUUUACUGCAGAGUGCGUAGAGGAAAUUAUUGAAAAUCUUCAAAAAGAUGGCAGCGAAUGGGCUAAUAAAACUUUGGAGACCCUUGGCAAGAUGUCACCACUUGCGCUGAAAGUAACUUUCCAUCAAUUGGAAUUGGGUGGUAAACUAUCUUUAAUGCAAUGCUUGAAAAUGGAGUACAGAAUGGUAGUGCGUCACUUGCAGAAGAGCGAUUUCAAGGAAGGCGUACGUGCACUACUGAUUGACAAGGACCAAAAGCCAAAGUGGCUUAUACCAAGACUAGAAGAUAUUAGCGAUGAAUUUGUAUUAGAAUAUUUUAAAAAAUUACCCGACACCGAGGAGCUUAAAUUGUAAUUACCUUUGAAUCUUUGAAACUUUAAUCAACGCUUGGUCAGAGUUUUUGCAUCAAUGAGUUGAAGUUUUUAUUUUAAGAUUUGCAGCUUGAAAAUUGAAAUUUUGAACCCCAAAUUAUGGAAGCAAUUUGUAUACUAAAGCAAUUAAUUUUUUUUUUAUAAAAUUUAUUAACUAGAAUUAUCAAUAUAUGUAUAUUCACUAACAAGUAUGUAAGAUGUGCCUUAACUAAUUUUGUUAAAAAGCUAUUA